Molecule: messenger RNA, 977 nt
Organism: Mucor mucedo
Lineage: Eukaryota; Fungi; Mucoromycota; Mucoromycetes; Mucorales; Mucoraceae
Product: NUDIX hydrolase domain-like protein
Exons: 2
Coding region: 101-610 (169 amino acids)
Cellular component (GO): mitochondrial large ribosomal subunit
Molecular function (GO): structural constituent of ribosome; hydrolase activity
Source: RefSeq, a predicted model, not a curated record
AAAAGAAAAAAAAAAGCCACGAUAAUAAUUUUAUCUGGUAAAGUACUUGUUUGAACAACCGCCUUUUUUGUUAUUCUUUUCAACCUUUUCAACCUUUUAAAUGAGUCAAGCGCCGUUAGCAGAAAUCUACCGCUCAGUAUCUGGAAUUAUUGUACGUCGUUUACCCCUGAAAGAAACGGGUCUAAGUGGACUAGGCUUCAAAGAUACCCGACGUAAACCCACCGAGAAACUUUAUUUGUUGGUAAAAAAACCGCGCAAGAAUCACGCUUGGCAGUUUCCUCAAGGCGGACAGGAAAAGAACGAAACAGCCGCUGAAGCAGCGUUACGUGAAUUAAGAGAAGAAUGUGGGUCAGACCUCAAGGUCAACCUUGUGGAUAAUUCGGCUAUCGGUGUAUACCAAUACAAAUUUCCUGCAAAGUUUGUUGCCAGUCGUAAGCGUAAAGAUGGGUCGAUUGGAGCCAAGGUGUCUUUUUUCAGAGCUGACUGGAUUUCGGGACAAUGUCAACCGGAUGGCGAAGAAAUCAUUGAUUUUGCAUGGUUAACUCAACAGGAAUUAACAGAGUAUAUCGAUGAUGAAUACAAGGAAGCCAUCAAGCCAUUUUUAUUAUAAUAAUUUAUGUUGCCCCUUUUCAGAUCGAUUUUCUCCCGUCAUUUUGGCAGUUUUGGCUCCAAAUUGAAUAGCUCUUUUCCAAUUACGACUUGCGUUGAUCAAACCUAGUCUUCUAGCCACAUGUCGUAAUAAAAUCUUUUCUCCAAUACCUCGAUUAUAUCGUAAAUCCAUCUUUAAUUCGAUGGGUUGUCUGCAUAACCAGUUUACAACAUCCGUGCUUAAGAAUGGAAACCUCACUUCUUUUCCAUGAUCUGACAUGAUACGAUCAUCCCGCCCCAAGUUUCGAUUGGAUAUUCUGUCCACAUCUAAUUGUGUCUAAAUUGAUUUGAUUACUAUCAAAUCCUUAUUUCUAGAACAAAAUAAGCCU